CUGGCCUGAUAGCAAACAGUUGUGGCACACAGUUCAAGCUAUCCAGGAUGAAGUGGCUAUUAAAUGGGCCCCUACUAUUGAUCAUAUUGAUGGUUCAUCGGAACCGGGCCGACGAAGAUCUGGUAGUGGCCCCCGGUCCAGACGACGAUGGUGAGGGCUUAAGUGUCCAGGAUAAGGAAAUUUACGAUAUGUACGAAAACACCCAGAUAAAUGUCUGCGGCAAUGUGGCGGAUGGAGUUUAUUUGCCCUAUGUUGGAAAUUGCUCCAAAUAUAUCGAGUGUGAAAACAAAACCAUUAAGGAAGUAGGAAGCUGUAUGGAUUUGGCAAAGGAUAAUACAGAUAUUUGCGAUCCAAACAAGCCGUGUGAGCUGGGCUACGAUCCUGUUCUCCAAGUGUGCACCUACAUGGAGAAGGUACAGUGCCUGCCCACCUGUGAGUCGUUCCGAUUGAGCAGCUUCUGCUACGACAACACCUGUACCAAGUACGUGCUCUGCUACUACGGCAAACCCGUGCUGCGCCAAUGCCACGAUGGACUCCAGUACAACAACGCCACGGAUCGCUGUGACUUCCCCGAGUUUGUCGACUGUGUGGCCAACGACUGUUCCGCCACCUUCCAGCCAGAGGACAUCAUCUACCUGAGUAGCAAGGCCUCCUGCAGCAAGUACUACGUCUGUUCCAAUGGUCAUCCGUGGGAACAGGAGUGUGCUCCUGGCUUGGCCUACAAUCCCAGCUGCAAGUGCUGCGAUUUUGCCAAGAAUGUUAACUGCACGAUUGAUGCUGCAGCCAGGAAUAUUCUGCCUUAUUCCCGAACCCCUCUGCGUCGUGCUGACAUUAAGUGUCCCCUUAUGGGAACUCACUUUUUCACACACAAAUCUCGCCGAGAUGCAUACUAUUACUGCGUCGAAGGACGUGGAGUCACACUAGACUGCACUCCGGGUCUUUACUACGAUCCCAAGGUGGAGGAUUGCCGCAGACCGGAAUUCGUUGGUGUCUAACUGAGUUUUCAUAAAUAAAUAAUUACAACCUGUUG
Molecule: messenger RNA, 1030 nt
Organism: Drosophila simulans
Lineage: Eukaryota; Metazoa; Arthropoda; Insecta; Diptera; Drosophilidae
Product: probable chitinase 10
Exons: 4
Coding region: 48-995 (315 amino acids)
Cellular component (GO): extracellular region
Molecular function (GO): chitin binding
Source: RefSeq, a predicted model, not a curated record